GAGAGGAAGAGGUUUCUGCAGGAAAGGAUGGGCAUGCGGCCGCCACCCCAACCUCUCCGGGACAGCCGCCGCGGGUGAGGUCCCAGCCUGCUUUCCUCGGGGUGAGCGGGCCCGAAGCAGCCGGGCUGGAGCCCUUCCAGCGGGCACAGCUCGUGCCCCUGCUGCCAGGGGAAGCUCCUCGCUUAAGGCCGAGAAGAGGAAGCUGCUGCCUUAGCCAGGGAGGGGAUUUCUCUGUGCUGAGAAAGCUUUUGAUCUCCAGGCUGAGCGAAGGGCCCUGACUCCCCGUUCCCUUCGCGCACCGGGAGCCCCAAAACCGCGCAUCCUUUCCCACCCCCCCCCCCCGCGAUCCGAGGGGGACAGAGAGGGGGUUCCUACAGCGGGUGCCAACCCCAGCCCCCCGAAAGGUGCCGACCCCUGCCCGGGAACCCUUCGGGGACCCCGGGGAGCUCCGGGGGUGCACCCAAGCAGAUGGCGCUGCUGCUUCGUGCGCGGCUCCGGCUGCCGAAGGCUGUCGAAGCAACCGGUUUCCUGAAACCGGAUUCUCAGCGUUGACAGAGCUGCCUCUGCCACCGCCGCCCGUAGCCAUGGACCUGCGAGCGGAGCUGCUCAAGUCCAUCUGGUACGCCUUCACCGCCCUGGACGUGGAGAAGAGCGGCAAGGUGUCCAAAUCCCAGCUCAAAGUGCUGUCCCACAACCUGUACACGGUGCUGUGCAUCCCCCACGACCCCGUGGCGCUGGAAGAGCAUUUCCGAGAUGACGACGACGGGCCGGUGUCCAGCCAGGGCUACAUGCCCUACCUCAACAAGUACAUCCUGGACAAGGUGGAGGAAGGUGCUUUCGUCAAAGAAAACUUCGACGAGCUCUGCUGGACUCUGACAGCGAAGAAAAAUUACAAGCCUGACCGGAACGGGAACAGCAUCGUAUCCCACCAAGACGCCUUCAAGCUCUGGUGUCUCUUCAACUUUCUGUCUGAAGACAAAUACCCUCUCAUCAUGGUGCCGGACGAGGUGGAGUACCUGCUGAAGAAGAUCUGCACGGCCAUGAACGUGGAGCUGAACUCCUGCGAGCUGGACGACUACCUCUCCCAGGAGCCGCAGGGGCAGGGCGGCCUGACGGUCUGGCAGUUCCUGGACAUGGUGAACUCGGGGCGGCUCCUGCGGGGCAUCGAGCAGGAGGCCAUCAGCAUGGCCGUGGAGGAGGUGUACCAGGAAGUGAUCGAGGACGUGCUCAAGCAGGGCUACCUCUGGAAGAAGGGCCAGUUGAGAAGGAACUGGUCGGAGCGGUGGUUCAUGCUGAAGCCCAGCGUCCUGUCCUACUACAUGAGCGAGGAACGGAAGGAGAAGAAGGGGAGCAUCGCGUUGGACAAGCACUGCUGCGUGGAGGUGCUGCCCGACCGGGACGGGAAGAGGUGCAUGUUCUGCGUGAAGACCUCCUCCCGCACGUACGAGAUGAGCGCCUCCGACACCCGGCAGCGCCAGGAGUGGACGCUAGCCAUCCAGACCGCCAUCCGGCUGCAGGCCGAAGGCAAGAAGUCCCUGCACAAAGACCUGAAGCAGAAGCGACGGGAGCAGCGGGAGCAACGGGAGCAGCGGAAGGCGGCCAAGGAGGAGGAGACGCAGCGGCUCAAGCAGCUCCAAGAGGAGAAGGAGCGGAAGCUGCAGGAGCUGGAGCUGCUGAAGGAGGCCCAGCGGCAAGCGGAGAUACUCCUGCAGGAGGAGGAGCAGCGGCGGAAGCAGCAGCACGAGGAGAUGCAGAGGACUCUGGAGAUCCAGCUGCGGGAAGCCGAGCAGGCACGUGCCUCCAUGCAGGCGGAGAUGGUCCUGAAGGAGGCAGAGGCAGAGCGUCAGCGCAAGCGCAUCACGGAGCUGGAGGAGAUGCAGGAGCGUCUCCAGGAGGCCCUGCAACAGGAGGUGAAAGCUCGGCACGACGAGGAGUCUGUGAGAUACGCGCAGGCCAGGCUACUGGCUGAGGAAGAGGAGAAGCUGAAACAGCUGAUGAAGUUGAAGGAGGAGCAGGAGGAAUACAUCAUCAAAACUCAGCUGGAGAAGCAGGUCCUCAAGCAGGAGAUGGAGAACAAGAACAAGUGUCUGGAAGAGGCCCAGAAGCAGCUGGAGGAAGUGAGAGUGAACAGGCAGCGGGUGGAUCAAGACGUCAUGGCGGCUCAGAGGAAGCUGCGGCAGGCCAGCACCAACGUCAAGCAUUGGAACGUGCAGAUGAACCGACUGAUGCACCCUAUCGAGCCGGGAGACAAGCGUACAAACGUGAGCGGAGGAGGCUUCGCUGGCUACCAUCCCCUCCUGUGCCAGAGAGAUUCCUCCCUCAAACUCAAGCAGAAAGUGGAAGAGAAAGGCAGUGACCCUGUGAGGGACGGCAGCAAGGAAAACGUGAGCAACGGUGGGAACAGAGGCCCGCCACCAUCUUCGGAUGCGGACCCCAUGGCCACGGAGCCCUCCAACUAGCCUCACGGGAUGGCAGAGCCCAGCAGGGAGCCGCAGGGCCCAGCACAGCCCUCUGAGCAGACCUGGUCGGUGCGAUCAUCUCUGGGUAGAGACCAGUGGAGACUAGCACAGAGCCUAUAAGUGACUACAUGUAGGGCAGAGACGCUUCCCUUCUCUUCAGGGAUGUGCUGCAGCCACAGCGUGCCAGGAGCUCAGGCAGCCCAAUGUGGGGAGAAGGCAGCGGGGCCAUCUCCUCCGGGCUGCCCAGGUGUGGGGGCUGGAGGCGCCUCCCUGCACGCUGGACUCUGGUUUCAACACUGCCUCAAAACACCACCAGUGGGUCUGGACCACGUUGCCCAGGGCUGCCGUUCUCCCUUGAUUUCUACUGGCAAUGCCUGCUGUGUUGUCCGCUGCGCCCCUGCAAAGGGGCUGCCAGGGCAGCCUUUAUGGACUGAGCAGUGACUUCCCACCGCCCCUCACAAAGGGCAUUUUCGGCCCUGAUCAGGUGGACCAGGAUGUCCUUAACUAACACGUGCAUUCCCUGAAGGUGGUUGUUAGUCACUGGAGUCACAUAGAUGUUAGUACAAACCAACAAGUAAUAAAGCUUUUGGAGCCACUGGC
Cygnus olor (mute swan) is the source of this 3059-nucleotide messenger RNA. RefSeq names its product DEF6 guanine nucleotide exchange factor (gene DEF6). Bases 585 to 2459 code for a protein of 624 amino acids. The record is from RefSeq and is a predicted model, not a curated record. Lineage: Eukaryota; Metazoa; Chordata; Aves; Anseriformes; Anatidae. The transcript has 11 exons. Gene Ontology annotation, cellular component: nucleus; cytoplasm.